This is a messenger RNA of Tripterygium wilfordii, 806 nucleotides long. RefSeq names its product heterogeneous nuclear ribonucleoprotein 1-like. NCBI's taxonomy places the organism in Eukaryota, Viridiplantae, Streptophyta, Magnoliopsida, Celastrales, Celastraceae. Gene Ontology annotation, cellular component: nucleoplasm. Gene Ontology annotation, molecular function: RNA binding. Bases 137 to 364 code for a protein of 75 amino acids. The transcript is spliced from 2 exons. The record is from RefSeq and is a predicted model, not a curated record. Gene Ontology annotation, biological process: regulation of gene expression.
CUGUUGGAUAUGGACAAGGAAUGGAAGGAGGAAUGGAUCAGCUGGGUGAAAUCCUACGUACAAAAAGGUACAAUGAUGUGUUUUCUUGCUUUUGCUGUCUUUUAAAAUUUAUUCGAAUUGUUAAAAAAAAUCCCUUAUGGAUAAUAAUGUAGGUACAUUUAACAAGCAUUUUGGGAAUUAUGGUGAGAUAACUGAUUCAGUGAUAAUGAAAGAUAGGUACAGUGGACACCCUAGGGAUUUCGGAUUUAUUACAUAUGCUGAUCCUUCAGUUGUGGAUAAGGUCAUCAAAGACGCAUAUAUCAUCAAUAGUUUUGAUGUAUUCCCCAAGUUUCAGAGGGGUUUCAAGAAGAAGCCAGUCACCUGAUCAAGAAAAAUCAAAACCGGUAAUUGGUAACUGAUCUUCUUAUCUUCUUUUAUGUUAUGAGAUCAUUAACAAAUAAUGAAGAUUCAUUUGGACUAUGCCAAUUUUUUGUGGGUAAACUACGAUAUUUUUCUCGUAUGCAAAGGUCUAAUUGCCAACACUUGAGGGUGUUAGCUGGAAUAAUUUUUUUUGUUAUCAGCUAUAUUGCUGCUUACAUGUUGCCAUGGAAAUUAUUGAAACCGUUGAAAGAAUUUAGCGAAUGGUUGGAUGCUUGAUGAGUGUAGUAGUGAAAAUGAAUGUUUUUUUGGGAGACCAUUAAGGAUGAUGCUUUGUUUCAGAGGAUUUUAGGGAAAGUUGUAUUAAUUUAUUUUUCCUGCAACACUGUUGUUGAAAGUGGUUUGGUUAAACAUAUGUAGCCAAUUCAAAUUAAGAAUACCAGUUAUUA